Molecule: messenger RNA, 1290 nt
Organism: Neoarthrinium moseri
Lineage: Eukaryota; Fungi; Ascomycota; Sordariomycetes; Amphisphaeriales; Apiosporaceae
Exons: 2
Coding region: 1-1290 (429 amino acids)
Biological process (GO): glucan catabolic process
Cellular component (GO): cell surface; extracellular region
Molecular function (GO): beta-glucosidase activity
Source: RefSeq, a predicted model, not a curated record
AUGCGGUCUUUCUAUCUAGCCCCCAUCCUCUUUGCUGGAGCCAUCCGCGCAUGGCUCCCACAGGAUCACGACCUACCAGCAUUCAACCAGACCCGUCGUUUCGAGGCGCUUGGUAAACGAUUCGAGCCCCAUCUACCCAAUGGGGUCACCAAGAUUCGUGGUGUUAACUUUGGGGGGUGGCUUAUAUGUGAGAAAUGGAUGAUGGAAGAUGAGUGGAGCAAAAUGGGUUGUGGCAGUUCCGCAUCCGAGUUUGACUGCAUGCUCGACCACUAUAAAGGGAACAAUCGCGAGGCUGGCAACCAAGCGUUCGAGAACCAUUGGAAGACCUGGAUCGAUCCUUCGACUGUACAGUCUGUUCACGAUGUCGGGUUGAAUACCAUCCGCAUUCCAAUCGGCUAUUGGUCCUAUAAUGACAUCGUCGAUACCGCGAGUGAACCUUUUGCUGAUGGCAGCCGUAUGCUCCCUUACCUGGAUGCUGUCAUUCAGAAAGCUGCCGAUCUUGGCCUAUAUGUUAUUCUCGAUCUUCACGGUGCCCCUGGUGGACAACAGCAAGACGUCUUUACCGGCCAGAACCCUAAUCCAGCCGGGUUCUACAACGACUACAACUUCGGCCGCGCUGAGAAAUGGCUCGCGUGGAUGACAAACCGCAUCCAUACACACCCGGCAUAUUCCACCGCCGUUGGAAUGAUCGAAGUUCUCAAUGAGCCAGUCUCAAGGCACGACGGUGGGAAUCGCUACCCGGCUCCCGGUCAAGACCCAGGCUUGGUGCAGAAGUACUAUCCCGGCGCCCUGAAGGCAGUCCGCGACGCCGAGGCUGCGCUCAAUGUUGCAGAUAAUAAGAAGCUCCACGUGCAGUUCAUGUCCAGUAAGUGGGACUCUGGCGACGCGCGCACCAAUGCUGCCAUCGCAAACGAUCCUUUCACCUCUUUUGACGACCACAACUACAUUGGCUUCGCCCAGCAGAACAGCGGGGACCAGUAUCGUCUCAUGCACAGUGCGUGUACCGAUUCACGUGUCGUCAACGGUCAGGAUUUUGCAAUCACAGGCGAGUGGAGCAUGACAUCUGGAGUAGAUUGGCAUGACGGAAACUUCUUCAAGAAAUUUUUCACAGCGCAGCAACAACUCUACGAGACACCGGGCAUGGACGGCUGGGUUUUCUGGACUUGGAAGACGGAGCUGAAUGACCCUAGGUGGACUUAUUCUUAUGCUACAUACCUCGGUUAUGUUCCGACUGACGCAGCGGGUUUGCAAAAUAACGUCUACCAAGACGUUUGUGCCGGGUACAGAUGA